AUGUGGGACGACGAAGACAACAACCCUUACGGAUCAUUCCACCGCCGCGACUCGGAAACGUCGGACAUUCAGUCGCCUACAGAGCGUUCGUGAUGUCCCUAAUCUAUUCCGCGUCUUCUUCAGGCUGACGAUGCACGCAUUCAAGGCUUCAACCGACCAUCGACCCCGCCUUCAGGCCACUCGUCUCCAGAGCACACUCCCCACUUCAUAUCACGACCGAGCGACCUGAGCGAUGAAGAUCUGGACGACGAAAGGCCUCAGGGUACCGCCAAGGUACAGCCCAAAGAAGGUGGCUACGACAGCAGAAUAGAGCAGAUCCUCUAUGAGCAUCCGGAGCUAGAGAUACAGAUCGUCCACGCUGGGAAGAAUACCGAGGGAGGAGGUGGUUACAUUACAUACACCAUUCGCACAGGAGAGAUUGAGGUCCGAAGACGCUACUCUGAGUUCGCGUCUCUCAGGCAAACACUGGUCAAUCUACAUCCGACCCUGAUCAUUCCGCCUAUCCCCGAGAAACACAGCAUCGCGGAUUAUGCUGCCAAACCAACGAAAGCGAAAGAGGAUGUCGGUAUCAUUGAGCUACGACAACGAAUGCUGGCGACGUUCUUGAACAGAUGCAGACGUAUGAAGGAGGUACGAGAAGAUGGCGUGUGGUGGCGCUUCCUGGAUCCCAACGUGAGCUGGAGUGAGGUGCUUCAUUCCCACCCUGCUGCCAGUGUCCCCAAGAACAACCUCAAGGCUCCACCGCUUGAUCCAGCAAACCCAUCCCAGGCUCACUCUUACCUUCCAGUCCCAUCUCAGAAUGCAAAGCUACGCUCUACUUCAGGCUCAUCGGCCUCUGGUACUCCGACAUCUCCACCUAUUGGAACGACUGCUGCGUCUGCUGCUUCGCAUACCAUACCGUCGGUACAGUUCGCUCGAUUCCCACCUCUUUCCCAGCAGCUUAGUGAAAGUGAUCUGGACCCAUACUUCUCUUCGUUCGAAAACAGUUCCAAGGAGCUGGAGACCGUACUCACAGGAUCCAUGGAAAAGGUCAACGCCCGCCUCCUACGGCAUCUUUAUAGUCUCGGAGAUGACCUCAUGGAUCUGGGUGCUCGAUACAAUGCUUUCUCUCUGUCAGAACAGUCUGCCAGCGUAGCGCACGCCAUCGAAAAGGCUGGCCAAGCCUGUGACUUCACGUACAUACAAUCGAGGGACCUCUCGUCUUCCUUGAGCGCUGGAUUUGCCGAGCCCAUGAGAGAAAGCGCACAAUUCGCGAGUGUAGUGCGAAGUGUGCUGAAGUAUCGAGUCUUGAAGCGCGUGCAGGAAGAAAUGACACGCGAUGAACUCGAGAAGAACAAGACGCGACUGGAGCAGCUGGAGCGCAGCGAGAUGGAGGCGAAGCGCAUCGAACAGUACAUGUCAUCAUCUGGCAUCAACAGCUCGCAGUACGCGCCCAAGCGGAGCGUCAGCAGCGGCAGCAAUCGAAAUCGACCUGGCUCCAGCGACGGCGACAAUGCUUCUGUCGACAGUGAUUUCCCGCGAAACGUCCACGCACCCAGCGCAGAGCAGGGCGGUCCUCAGCAUGAGCAACCCUAUACUAGUCCGCCUUCUUCACCACCCAAUGGCAAUCAUAGGAGAGGACCCAGCGGAGUGAUGAAGAAGAUGUUUGGAGGCCUCACGCAUGCCAUCCAAGGCGUGACGGACCAAGACCCCGAACGCGCUCGACGAGAUGCCUUGGGCAAGACAAAGGAGAAUCUGGUGCAUCUGGAGCAAGCGCUCGAGGUCUCCCAACAUGACGUGAAGGACGCGAGCAAAGGCGUGCUGCAGGAUCUGCGCAGAUUCCAAGGCCAGAAGGAGGAUGAUUUGAGGAUGUACAUGGUGAGUGUUCUUCUUCACACUGCCCCGAAGUGGCUGGCGGGCAUGAGACUGACGUUUUGUUCACAGCUGAGCUUCGCAAAAUCGCACCUAGAAUGGUCGAAACGCAGUCUCGAUGAGUGGGAGAAGGCAAAGACUGAGAUUCACAAGAUUGAGGUGCGGUGA
Messenger RNA from Lecanosticta acicola, 2019 nucleotides. NCBI's taxonomy places the organism in Eukaryota, Fungi, Ascomycota, Dothideomycetes, Mycosphaerellales, Mycosphaerellaceae. The record is from the annotation of a GenBank genome assembly.